GGAUGCUUUAAAUUUCAAUUAAACUUGUCAAAAUGUACAGCAAAACUAAACCCGGUGGGGCGGAAAAGUUAACCAAGGAGCAAAUCCAAGAACUGAGGGAAGCUUUUUCCCUGUUUGAUCGGAACGCAGAUGGAACGAUCACGGCCCGGGAUCUGGGAAUGGUGCUGAGAUCUCUAGGGAAAAAUGUUUCCGAUGCCGAGGUCGACGAGCUGCUCAAGGAUGUUAGCACCGAUGUUCAAGGGCGGAUCCAGUUCGGGGACUUCCUGGCCAUGAUGACGGUUCGGUUGAAGGAUUUCAACAACGAGGAGGAGCUGAAGGAAGCUUUCCGGAUUUUUGAUCGGGAUGGAAACGGGAUGAUCUCGGCCGAGGAGCUGAAGGUAGCCUUGAAAUCUUUCGGGGAGCAGCUUUCCGAUGAGGAAGUGGAAGAAUUGUUACGGGAGGCCGAUGUGAAUUGCGAUGGUCAAAUCGAUUACGAAGAGUUUGUGAGGAUGAUCACGUUGCCCUGACUUAUUAAUCAGUUCUUGUUAUUUGGUAACUAUAAAACUAUAAUUGUAUUUCUUCCAUUAACAGAUAUUAUUGAAAAAUAAAA
This is a messenger RNA of Uranotaenia lowii, 589 nucleotides long. Its product is annotated as calmodulin-A-like. The record is from RefSeq and is a predicted model, not a curated record. Lineage: Eukaryota; Metazoa; Arthropoda; Insecta; Diptera; Culicidae. Gene Ontology annotation, cellular component: cytoplasm. The transcript has a single exon. Gene Ontology annotation, molecular function: calcium ion binding. Bases 33 to 506 code for a protein of 157 amino acids.